This is a messenger RNA of Amoebophrya sp. A120, 6610 nucleotides long. The record is from the annotation of a GenBank genome assembly. NCBI's taxonomy places the organism in Eukaryota, Dinophyceae, Syndiniales, Amoebophryaceae.
AGCAAUUGAACGUCGGAGAGUCUUCAUCUCCUGCGUCGUCAGGUCCACCCUGUGAAUGACAUUUUCAAUUGAAUACCGGAGCGCUUAUUAUUACGUAUGAAAGACAUCACAUCAUGUAGCGCUUACUUUGAAAAAGUAAGAUGCAUGAUUCUUCUAGGUUUGCGAGUUUUAGGCGGUUGUAGAGGUAGAACGUGCUAAGUACCCAUGCCGGUCCGCUCAAUACAGUACUAGGUACACGACCGAGCGCGAAGCAUUGGCAGCGCAGAAGAUGGUGGGAACAAGAGCAUGUCGUGCAAGUCGUCGUGGCUGCUUGGAAGUUAUUAAAGGGUCUAGUUUGGUCUGGAUUUGGCUUUCCGCUUCCGGCACAAUUUUCACAUCGUUCCUGUCCUUCUCGCGGUACACGACCGGCGCUGCCGCAGUGACCGAGAGCACGACGCGGGGCGGCAAGCACCGAAAUGAAGCCUCUACGCUCGCCGCGGCUCGGGACCGGCGUUUGGUAAUUCACGUCGGCAACGGUCUGGUUCGACCCGAUGGCGAGUAUUGGGAUACAGAUUCUCGUGCACGUAGCACAGAAAACCAGUGGCCCAACAAGAAUGCUACAGUUGUCUCGGAUCCUCGUAGAGUCGCACUAACACGGCACCUGCAGGUCGGACCGCACACACUCCAGUGUGACAUUGAAGUAAAGCACCGGCUCACGACGAACGCGAAUCCUAGAACUACUACGAAGGGGCAAUCACAAUCAGAAGCUGCUCGAGUUGAACUACAACGGAAUACAAGUCCCUCUGACGAAACUACAGAUGAUCAAAAUCCCAUUGCCGAUCAUCAUUUUCGCGACCGGGGGCGCGAAAGUGCACAGGCUGGUACUUCUCAGUCCGAGUUAGUUCGACCUGGCACGACAGUCACUGAUGUGCUGGGAGAUGAAAGUAGCACCUCCAAUACAUCUUCAACGACGUCGCCGUCGAGGCUCGGGAUACAGCCUGUCAAGGAACAGGCGGAAGAUGCAACCAUCCCUGUUCCUCCACCUGCUCCACCGAGGAACCCAGCGCAACAUCACGAUCACGACUCGCAGGACGACCUCUUUAAGCGCGACUCUUCGAAGCUGUACCCCGGUCUAGAACGUUACAUCGCGAUACAACACGAACGAGAUCGGGAGAGAGAGCAGGCAAGACCCCUUUCGCAAGUCCAUUCAGCGGCGCUGCAAACGGAAGCACACAUCAACAGUGGCGAAGAAACACAAAAGAACGGUCGUGACCACCGUCAGAGAAGGAAUGAGCCUGAACUUCGACCGGGAUCUUCUUCAAAACGACCCGAUAAAGCCGACAAGCUGCAACUCGCCGUUCCGGAGCCCGCGUACCUGCGCGAGCUGCUGUUUGCAAAGAUCAAGGAUUUUCAGUUCAUUAACGCCGACGGGAAUGGGAUUGCAUUUCAGGGAAGUACCAUUCAGCACCAACCGCAGCAGGCACGCCCACCGGAAAAAAGAAAAAAGACAGAGGAGGAGGAGCUCAAUGACCUCGACGCGGAGGACGAUACGGAAGAUAGUAGUCUUACAACUGGAUCUUCUGGUGGUUCCAUAACUCCCAGCGUGCAGAAAGAAAUGGACCGCCAGGCGUCCUGCUGGCGGCUCGGAAAGGAAGAGGACGGGUAUUGGGGCUUCACGCUUUGUUUCGGCGAUGAAGUUCGCCAGUUUGAGCGCGGAAAUCCUCUCGCGGCGGGGUACUCCCUUGGAAAAUUUUCCGCACAAAUUGUCACGGUGCAUGGAGUGCCUGUGCCACAGCCGGAUCGAACAGAUGAACGGGGGGGUUCAGACACAGCGAGCCGCUUGGCCGACGAACCGAGGGACGCGACUAGAACAAAGAAUACGUCGUGGCGAUUUCUUCUCGAUGCAGUGCUGCCUGCAUCGGAUUUUUACUCUGCCGAACAGACAGGAGCAGCCGGAGAUGAGCCAGUGCCCGAUCGGACGAGCCAUCAAGUAGAUGGAAAUAAAACGUCGACUGUAACAAGUCCAAGCCUUGUUCUGGACCACUUACCCGAGCAAAAGAAGGCAGCGCUCGCAGACGCCCUGCAGCGGGGUGCUGCGACACUUUCACUUGCACAGCACUACAGCGGGGGCACCGACGGCCGCGAAACCUUCGUCCUCAUCGACUGUGGUACAUUUUCUUUACGUAGAGUGAAUGACAAUCAACGAUUGUUGUAAUUGUUUGAGUCGAGCACGAACGUUCUCGCGACAUUCACAAAUAUCAAAACCUGUGAACAACAGCAGCACCGAGGAAGCACACUCUCAUGCGUUAAUAUUCUUGGGUUCCCACGGAAAAUAAAGAUUUCUUUCCUACCCAGACCCACGAAAAUGACUGAUGAAAACUCCUUUCCAAUAAAAACAGGAGCUGAGCUUGCCCCUUCCUACAGCAAAGUUAGCGAGCCGAAACCGCUGCAAUACGAGAUUCGUAUCAAUUCUCCGAGUCUGUGUAGUAUGCAGGACCUCCAGGGCUUUGGCUUAGUUCGCUACCUCAGCACGUUUCCUUCACCCAAACAGCCGGCGAUUACGAGAGUGGGCUCAGCCGACCCAUUGAAGGACUCUCGCACGGCUUACUCACAUUUGAAAGUGACGGACAUCGACGACCUCGACCGCACUUUGUCUUUUCUCGACUACGUAGUCGCUGAGGCAAAGCAGAACCUGUUCGCCGACAGUAAAGAUCGGGACGAGGCCGGCUUCUCGACGAAAAGUUUCCUCGACGAGGGAGCUGCAGCCUCGGGUUCCAGGAAAUCAACCGUCCGUAGUGAAACUGGCGAGCGCUCCGCUUACGACGCAAGUAGCGCCGAGGGAGAGAAGGUGGCCAGUAGUAGGAGCGACGGGUCCGAGCCGUCAAAUGGGCCGAAAAACUUGCUAGAAAGUUUCACGAACCUCUUCAGCAACGUCCAUUUUUUUCUCUGGAAAGCGCCAAGGGAAUUUUUCUUUUCGCCUGCGACGGACGAGUUGCCUUUCGCGCAAAGUACACGAAAAAGCGCAAGGAACAAAACCGCGACAGCGCCGGAGGUUGAUGCUAUCUCUGGUCGCAGUCACGAGGAAAUGGAGCAAGAAAGACUGAAGGAACGACAAAGGCAAAAGUAUGAAAAUACUCGGCAGCUGCGGCCAAGCAUGCGUCUGUUUAAAGAGUCUCUCCCACUGUCGCUGUUACUCAGCAACCAUUUCGGGCAGUGCUUGGAUCGGAACGAGGGCUGGUGGUCGUACCAGUAUUGCUUUCCACACGGCAUGCGGCAGUUCCACGCGGCCCAGGCACAGCAUGGCUUGACGAUCGACGCCAACGGCGCGGUAGUGACGCAAGAGAACUUGCCGAAUUCGCCCGCUGCCAGCGUGGAAGUUGCUUACUCUCUCGGGACGUCGCAAUCGAUUCUGGGGAAGAUCUUCAACCUUCGCACUAGGCUGCUCCAUCUGGCGAAGAAAUUGAGCUUCCCCCUGGGCGCCUCGCAAAAUGCGAGCACUUUUGUCGACAAGGUGCCCGAAACUCCGGACCAGUACCCCAAGACCCUCCGCGCCGCGGUGAACAUGAAGCCGGAGAAUCCGCGACUCCUUUCCGAUGGGGACAGCCAGAUUCGCGACCCCGAGACCCACAUUUUUCUUCACGUGUGGGACAAACUGCAGUGGUACUUUGAGAAAACGCACCAGAGAAGGAGGAAAAAGAGUGCCAAGUCCAAGGAGUCGGUUCUGAACCAGCUGCGACAGAAAAACUGGCAGGUGUACGACGGAAAUUUGGUGUUCCAAUCAAUCAACAAGACGUCCGCAUUUUACGAAUCGUCCACACCGUACGCCACUGGGAUAAAAGCCAAGGACUCUUUCGCGGGUGCGAUAACAAAACUGGCGAAGGUCUACUUCGAAGAGAUCCAGGAGCUGACACGAAUCUUUUCCUUGCAAAGGUUCUUGAAUGAGACUUUCAACGAAGAACUCGGACUCAAGAUCAACAGCGAAAGUGGUUCGAUGGCAGGACGACGAGGACGUGUUGUGUCCUCAGGGCAACAUGUCGCCAAGAAGACGAAGCAAAAGGCUAGAAGCUCAACAUCAUCUUCCGGAUUGUCUACUUCUGGCGCGCCUAGUAGUGCUGGAGCAUCUGAAAUCGAAGCGGAAAAUCUAAAUCGCCCUGAUGCCGAAGAGAUCCUUGAGAUGAUCGCGCACUUUAUGGGUCUGGUCUUCCAUGCGGAGAAAGUCUGGGAGGUGUUCGGUGAGAAAACAACUACUGGGCCACAUGGUCAAAGUCAUCUGCAAGGUGUAGAAGCUGGUUCUGCAGCGAUACGCGGGGGGGGCGACGAUGAAGAAAGUAAAGCUGUGGCGGGCGAGCGGGAUCAACGGCUUCAAUAUUCCGGGUGGACUGCGACCGGCGCCCCUUCGUACCUUCGUCAAGUAGAGUACUUCGAUCACGAGAACCGUUGGAAGCCGGGGGAGUUUCUGCAGACCUAUGAGGGCACGACGAUAGAUCCUAGUCAGGAAGGUAUAACCGAAGCUGUCGCCACCUCUGCAUCCACCUCGGGAGAAGUGAAAAUUGAUGAAGACAGCGCGCAAAAGAUGAAGGUAGAUGCGAGCAAGAAACAGAAGUUUCGGAAGUUCCUGGUGCAGAAACUGGCGCCCAAGUUGGACAUGGGCGUUCUGGGCAUUGUGGAGCUGAUGCGGCCGCGUCACUUGGCGGAGCUGCGGAUUGUUCCGUUCCCGAAACAGCUUUUACUGUCGAUGGUGAGCAACACGUACCAGCACCCCUAUCUGGACCAGUGGCGCAAGACGCCGAAGCUGUACGCCGCGUGGCAACGGCUGACCGACGGCACCCCCUGCGAGGAGACGGGGAAGGCGCGGGAAACGGAAAUUUUCUUCAUGUGUCCGCCGGUUGGGCAGGGCGGUGGACACGCGCGAGCAAACGACGAGACGGAGGACGACCAGGAGGGAUCCUCGGGCGGGGGCUUUUUCGACGACCUGAAAGAGGUGCGGUCGUUGUCCAUGAGCUCAGACCACUUCACCGACGAGGACCACGAGCACGGUGUGCGCCCACAGCAUGUAGAUGUGGAAGACCCAAAUCUUCAUCUAGGGGGGGCACCACCUUUCACCUCGAGCGCGCACGUUUCGCCGCGACCGAGUAUCGCCACCGCUCCUGCAGCUCCAGAGGACCUGGAAACCAGCCCGUCGAAGAGGCGCGGUCGCCGGCGCCGUCGCAAGAAUCCCUGGGGAACUGAGGCCGAGAUGGAAGAAGCAGAUGAGAGCCACACAGAGGGGCACUUGGAGGAAAACAGCGUCGAGUACUUUGAUUACGUGCCGCCAGUUCUUGAUGCAGAGACAGGCCGUGCUACAGCUUCUGGUACUUCAGAAGAUAGCACGCUCCGCACGGAGGUCGUGAACAACGAGAAGCAGAACACAGGAACAAGUGAGCAUGGAGCCACACACUCACGACCCCAACGCCAGCUAGAGCGCCGGUCGCGUGCGUCCUCAGAUCCCGACCGCCUUCCUUUGGAUUUCGAGGCCCAAGUCGCGCAGUGGAGAGAAGUCACCGUAGCUGCUUCAUCUUUGGCAGCUCGUCCUGGAGAACCUGUUGCAACGAAUUCUUCGAAUCGCGCAGCUAGAACCGGUUCGAGCGCGGCGUCUGCAUCAGCAAAAUCUUCGAAGCGCCCCAGGCGGAACGAAUUCGUGCACUACAGUGGACUGAUUUCCUCGUCGCCGGUUGAUACCACGCGCGGUUCCAGAUCCAGUGCACGGAACCGCUUCAUUCAAGCCAGCGACCGCAGAAAAAAGCUGCUAGAGAAGUUUUCGGCCCACACGCGCGGGAUGGAAAUCGUCGGAUUGUCCGAAACUCUCUGCCACUACCGCAUGCUCGUCGCAGCGCCGGGACUUUGUCAACACCCCGAGCUAUCGACCAGCGUGCCGGCGUUUCUCGCCAGAACACCUGGUCACGCAGAGGAUAGCUUGAGCGGCGCUGCGGGACGACAAGCUGUAUCAGGUCGAAGAAAGGGUGCACGGAAAGGGAGGAAGAAAAAGGUCAACGUUAUACGGUGUAGUCGCACGCCCGCAUCUCAUCUGGUGGAUGCAGAGGAAUAUCCUGUUUGAUCACGUGUCCGGCGUUUCGUCUGCUUUUUCGGCUAUCGGAAUCAAUGCGUGGCCGCGGGAAGACCCGGCUUGCGUUGGUUUGCCGAAGUGUUGUCGUGCCAUUUCUUGAAGCCCUGGAUUCAUUGCCGAAGAGCCGGAGCUGCAUUGUGUUGGGUAGCUCGGAGGUGGCGGUGGCUCUCGUACCCCUGGACGGGGAAAGAGUAGGGGGAAUGCGAUGGACAUGGACUUGGGUCGCAGACUCGCGGCGGCGCUAGAGCGGGCUGCAACGUACUCUUCGAGCUGGACAACUCAUCGAUGCAAGCAAUCAAAGAGCAUCUACUCCAGAGUGCUCGUCUUCGCGGGAUCAUUGAUGUUGUCCGUCUUGUACUUGUGUGACGACCGUGCUAUGAUAUGCGAAGCAUUUUUGGUAUAUCAAUAUCUUCCGAAUCCGAUGAAAGCGAAACCAAGUCACUAUGACGAAGUUCGCGAACCCGCGAAACCACCGCGCUACGAAGAUACCAAGACUACAUACUAGAAAAAAUUCAGCAAAGACAUGGG